AUGAAGCCUGCACGCCUUCUCCAGCUUCUGCUGCUGAUUUGCCUGGUGCCACGGCUGGUGCCCGGGGGGCCCAGGCAACAUUUUCUAAGGUAUAUCCUGGACCCUCCGCCCUGCCGAUCGUACCCUGAAAACUGUACCUACUUCUGUAAUUUGCAGGAAGAUUGCCAAGGAGGACUUCAGUGCUGCGCUGCCUUCUGUGGGAUCGUUUGCUCAUUAAACAAAGCCAUAAGCCACCAAGAGUUAGGGGAUGCUGGGGCCCAGUCCUGA
Molecule: messenger RNA, 267 nt
Organism: Condylura cristata (star-nosed mole)
Lineage: Eukaryota; Metazoa; Chordata; Mammalia; Eulipotyphla; Talpidae
Gene: WFDC13
Product: WAP four-disulfide core domain 13
Exons: 2
Coding region: 1-267 (88 amino acids)
Cellular component (GO): extracellular region
Molecular function (GO): peptidase inhibitor activity
Source: RefSeq, a predicted model, not a curated record